AUAGUCUCCAAUAAUUGUUUACUCACAUUCAAAAUCUGAUUGAUUUAACUACGUUUCCAUUAUUAUUGUUUAUUCUGCAACUUGAUCGCUUGAAAAUGUUUUAUCUCACACUAUUCCACUCUUGUCAUCUGGUUAUUCCGAUCGAAGAUAAUUUUGAAAAUGGGCUCAGAAAAUUGUUUAUCUAUUCUACUUUUUGUUUGUGUAGUUAAUGUAACUAUUAUGUCAGAUGAGUGCAAAAAAAACGUCUUUCAUGAAGAUUUAUUUGGAAGUGCUUUUGUAGACCAGAAUGAAUCUGCAGGAAGUGAUUCUGAUGGCAUCAGCGAUAGCGUUGUGGGGAAUGUCAGUAAAUUAUUAGCUAUACCCAAUGGAUACACUGGAAAAUUAAGAAAAGGCCAUCUAAUCUUCGACGCAUGUUUCGAAAGUGGAAAUCUUGGAAAGGUUGUGUACGUCAGUGAAUACGAGUAUGAUUUAUUUAUACGUCCGGAUACAUGUAAUGCACGAUUCAGAGUAUGGUUUAAUUUCACAGUGGAAAACACUAAAUAUGAACAGAGAGUAAUUUUCAAUGUGGUAAAUUUUAGCAAGACAAAGUCUUUAUAUCGAGAAGGUAUGUCCCCAGUUGUUAAAUCGUCUAGCCGUCCUUCCUGGUCUCGCAUUCCACAAAAAUGUGUUUUCUACUACCGAUCACCUGAACAAAAGAAAAAAUACGUUAUGUCUUUCGCAUUUUCCUUUGAUUGUGAAGAGGACGUCUAUCAAUUCGCGUACUGUUAUCCGUAUACUUACAGCAGACUACAGACGUACUUAGAGAUACUAGAAACUAAACAUUAUGCCCAUUUCAAGAGAGAACUUUUGGGCCUGACAGUACAACAAAGACGUCUAGAUCUUAUAACAAUUACUCAUCCUAGUAAUCUCAAUAAAACGGCUGACAAGAAACGUGUGAUAUUUGUGACCGCUCGUGUUCAUCCUGGUGAAACACCAUCAUCUUAUGUUUGCCAAGGAUUUAUUGAUUUCAUGGUUAGUAAUCAUUCGAUAGCUCAACAAUUACGUGAACAUUUAAUUUUUAAAAUUGUUCCAAUGUUAAAUCCAGAUGGUGUUUAUUUGGGAAAUUAUAGAUCAUCUUUAAUGGGAUUCGAUUUAAAUAGACAAUGGCAGUCUCCAUCCUUAUGGGCACAUCCUACUAUUUAUGCUACAAAACAAUUGUUAAUGAAUUUGGACAAUAAUCCAUUCAUCGAUGUGAAUUUCUUCAUUGAUAUACAUGCACACUCUACACUAAUGAAUGGAUUUAUGUAUGGAAAUAUAUAUGAGGAUGAAAAACGAGCAGAAAGGCAAGCUAGAUUUCCAAGUUUGUUAAGUCAGUUUGCUGAAGACUUUAGUUUACCACAGACAAAUUUCAAUAAAGAUACUUUAAAAGCUGGAACUGGUCGACGCACAUUGGGUGGUAUUCUGGACGAUCGCACUAUUUGUUAUACAUUAGAAGUUUCAUUUUACAGUUACACAAAUAUGUUAACCAAUGAAAUGAUUCCGUAUACUGAAGAAAAGUAUGCUCGACUAGGCAGAAAUUUAGCUAGAACAUUUUAUGAAUAUUAUUCAAAUGAAGGUAUUUUAUGUAACAUGUCGUCGUCAUCUAGAGUUGAUUCAAUUCAUUCACCUGGUAAUAUUUCGAUAUCAAGCUAUUCCUUACAUAAUAACCAUAAUUUAUCAAAUGUCAAUUUAGAGGAUAACCACAGUCAACAUCAUCACAGUAAUGAUGUAAAGAAUUAUGGAAUAAAUAAAGAAUCAAUCGUCCAACCCACGUCAUCUAAAGACUGUUUAGAAGAUAGACUAAAAUAUAAUUAUGACCAGUUAAAAAGAUUAAAUCAGACAUUGAAUUCCUUAAGUUGUUGUACAAUAUCAGAUUCAUUCUCAGCAAAUGCACAUUCAUUGAGAUCAACAUCAAAAGAUAAGAGCUGA
Messenger RNA from Schistosoma mattheei, 1947 nucleotides. The record is from the annotation of a GenBank genome assembly. Lineage: Eukaryota; Metazoa; Platyhelminthes; Trematoda; Strigeidida; Schistosomatidae.